CAGAAGUGGCGAGAAAAUGGUUGGACCUUGCUUCGUUUCCUUCUUCUUCCUCGUAAACUUGCUUUCAUUCUCUCAAACUCUUGACGCUUCUCACUGCUCCAUCAAAGGGUUCCCUCUGGUGAAGAACAUCAGUGAACUUCCACAGGGUAAUUAUGGAAGAGGAGGUUUAUCCCACAUGACUGUUGCCGGUUCUCUUUUGCAUGGGUUGAAAGAAGUUGAAGUUUGGCUUCAAACAUUUGCUCCAGGAUCACACACACCAAUCCAUAGGCACUCUUGCGAAGAAGUUUUUGUUGUUCUCAAGGGGAGUGGCACUCUAUAUCUUGCCUCAAGUUCAUAUAAGUAUCCUGGAAAACCAGAGGAGCACUUUAUAUUUUCGAAUAGCACAUUUCAUAUCCCUGUCAAUGAUGUUCACCAGGUCUGGAAUACAAAUGAACAUGAGGAUUUGCAAAUGCUUGCAAUAAUAUCUCGCCCUCCUGUCAAAGUGUUUAUAUAUGAGGAUUGGUUCAUGCCUCACACUGCAGCUAAGUUGAAGUUUCCAUACUAUUGGGAUGAGCAGUGCCUUCAAGAAACUCAGAAAGAUGAGCUUUAAUUUUUGACGACCCCUUCCCAUUUUACUUAUAACCCGUCAUGGACCCUUCUAUGGUGGAAUCCUAAACUGUUGAUGUCAUUUUCUCGAAUAAGAAUUUGGACAAGAGGAUUAACUGAUUGAACUUUGCAAACAAUGAGCGACAAAGAAGUCCUAAGAUGUUGUAAGUUUUCAUGACAUGUGCGCUGCAUUAGUAUAUAAAAAAUUUUCAACAUGGGAUUUGAUGUUAAGCCAAUGGAAAUUAACUCUGAAUUCAUUGUUUGAU
Durio zibethinus is the source of this 851-nucleotide messenger RNA. RefSeq names its product endoplasmic reticulum auxin binding protein 1 (gene ABP1). Gene Ontology annotation, biological process: positive regulation of cell size; positive regulation of cell division; cytokinesis by cell plate formation. NCBI's taxonomy places the organism in Eukaryota, Viridiplantae, Streptophyta, Magnoliopsida, Malvales, Malvaceae. Gene Ontology annotation, molecular function: auxin binding. The record is from RefSeq and is a predicted model, not a curated record.